This is a messenger RNA of Drosophila suzukii, 744 nucleotides long. RefSeq lists its product as uncharacterized. The record is from RefSeq and is a predicted model, not a curated record. Lineage: Eukaryota; Metazoa; Arthropoda; Insecta; Diptera; Drosophilidae.
AUGGACGACUCUUCAGGACAGGAGCAAACCGUGAAUAUGGUGUACCUUCCGGGGACCUUCGGCUGGACGGAGUACGGAGGACAGUACAUACCCUAUAUAUAUCGCAAAUCGGAAAAGUACAUAUCCAUGCGAAUGUUAUAUACGCAUCCGAUGUUUUCAAGCUGCCGGAACUUCAUGCAUCCGGAUAUCUUCUCCGCCUGCGACCAUAUGGCCAGAUUACCUAUCACCGAUUUCGAGGUGCGUCUCCUGAACGAAAUCAAUCUUGACCACUGCAAUGGGAUAUUUGGCAACAACUCCUUCGACCUACAGGAUACCGUGAUCCAUAUAAGUGACGCCUAUGAGUUCUAUCAAUUCAUUGGCUUUUGCUCCUGCAAACUAACUCGCGGAAGCAAAUUUUCCUCAGAGAGGUGCAGUUUCAUCAGCAUAAACAAGAAAUGCUUGGUGCCCUACAUUGUGCGAAAUGACCAGAAGCUUUUCCCGGAUUUCUUUUUCGCGGGUGAGACUGAUAUCCUGGAGACCCAUGAGGAGCCGAUCACUGGAUGGGAUCUGUCCUACCUGAUGUUCUGCUGCCGUCUACUGGGCAUACGAGAGGAGUUCUAUUCCGGGAGUUAUUUAAAUGGCAUUUUGCUAAACGAUGUUGAGAACGCCUAUCCCUACGGCACCGAAUUUGAGGAGUGCUGGGCAAAGGACGUAAAGACCGAUGAUUUAUACUCUGACUGUCCGAAUUACUUUCUAAAAAAAUAA